CUACCUCGCAUCGCAUCCUCCCCGUCGCGCCGCCACCACAACCCUAGCUCCUCCCACGCCCUUCCCCGGCGGUAUCGACGAUGGCGGCGGCAGGCGGCGGCGGCGCCCCGCGGGCGCUCUCGCAGCAGGAGAAGGACGUCCAGAUGAUGCUCGCCGCGGACGUGCACCUCGGCACGAAGAACUGCGACUUCCAGAUGGAGCGCUACGUCUUCAAGCGCCGAUCCGACGGCAUUUACAUCAUCAACCUCGGGAAAACAUGGGAGAAGCUUUAUCUGGCUGCCAGAGUGAUUGUUGCAAUCGAGAACCCGCAGGACAUCAUCGUGCAGUCUGCUAGGCCCUAUGGACAGAGGGCUGUCCUCAAGUUUGCACAGUACACUGGUGCUCACGCCAUUGCUGGCAGGCACACCCCUGGCACCUUCACCAAUCAACUGCAAACCUCAUUCAGCGAGCCACGCCUUCUCAUCCUCACUGACCCCAGGACGGACCAUCAGCCAAUCAAGGAGUCUGCUCUUGGAAACAUCCCUACUAUUGCAUUCUGUGACACUGAUUCUCCCAUGCGCUAUGUCGACAUUGGCAUUCCUGCCAACAACAAGGGAAAGCAGAGCAUUGGUUGCCUCUUCUGGCUGCUUGCUAGGAUGGUUCUUCAGAUGCGUGGCACAAUUCUCCCUGGGCACAAGUGGGAAGUCAUGGUUGAUCUUUUCUUCUAUAGAGAUCCAGAGGAAGCAAAGGAUCAAGAGGAAGAGGAGGCUGCUGUAGGUCCUGAAUAUGCUGCAGUUGAGUACACUGCUGCCCCAACUGACAAUUGGGGUGACCAGCAAUGGGGUGGAGAGGUUCAGCCUCCUGCCGCACCUGUUGCACCAGCCGGGGAAUGGGGUGCUGCUCCAGCACCCGUGGCUGCAGAAGGAUGGGAUGCAGCGGCUGCACCUCCUCCUUCCGCUGCACCUCCUGCUCCUGCUGCCCCUGGUUGGGAGGAAGGCAGUGUUCCAGCCCCUACUGGCUGGUAGGGUUUUAUAUGCGUAUCAUCGUUCAUCAACUACCAAGGAAAACCGAGUUACUUAACAUUAUGUAAUGUAUUUGGUGGAUCUGUUUAAGUCGCUCCAUGUUAAAAGUACUGCUUAUAAUGUUAAGUGCGAAUCAAUUUUGAAUGCUGAUGCAUCUAGGCACUUCUUUCUUGUCAACACUUUUUGCCUGUCAACUUCUUUCAUGUCAACGCUCAUGGAUAACAUUGCUUCAAGGUCAUUUUGUGAUCAAA
Messenger RNA from Oryza brachyantha (malo sina), 1252 nucleotides. RefSeq names its product 40S ribosomal protein SA-like. Lineage: Eukaryota; Viridiplantae; Streptophyta; Magnoliopsida; Poales; Poaceae. The record is from RefSeq and is a predicted model, not a curated record. The transcript has 5 exons. Gene Ontology annotation, biological process: cytoplasmic translation; ribosomal small subunit assembly. Gene Ontology annotation, cellular component: ribosome; cytosolic small ribosomal subunit; 90S preribosome. Gene Ontology annotation, molecular function: structural constituent of ribosome. Bases 81 to 1004 code for a protein of 307 amino acids.